AUGCAGAAAAGUCAAGGGUACUGCAGCUAUUGUCGUGUGCAGUAUUCUAACCUGGAACAGCACUUGUUUAGUUCUCAGCACCGAAGCCUGACCAGACAGAGCAGACGUCCAACAGUUACCAAUAACACACUCAUGGAGCGCUUUUUGCAGGACGUCUUGCGACACCACCCAUACAAUUACCAAGACAGCAGAUCUGCACCAAAUGAGGGAGCAGAAGCAGAAGCAGAAGCAGAAGGAGGAGAAGCAGCAGCAGCAGCAGCAGCAGCAGCAGCAGCAGCACCCGUAGCAAAUCCUGAAUCACCUGAAGUGGUGAUUUUGGAUGACUCUGAUGAGGAUGAUGCUGCAGAUAGCAGUGCAGAGAGGAACUCCGAGGAUUCAGCAUCUGUCGAAGAGAUAGAUUUUAGACCUGGUACUUCUCAGGAAUGCGCAGAGGUUGCAGUUCGACCAUCAGUUAUUCAAAAACUUGAACGGGGACAGCAGAAGUCCUUGGAAUUGGCUCAUAAAGUUGAGAGUGGUGUGAAAAAAGUUAAUUCAGCCGGUGUUGUUCAGGCUACAACUAGUGGAAAAAAGUUAGUGCGUCCCCCUGUGAUUUGUAACGCUCCUGCCAGCUCUUUGCCUAGCAGCUCUUUCGAGAGACCAGUUGCGGCUAACAAUGCUCCUCGGUUAGUACUGGCAGUUGCUUCAGAUUCCUUUCCAGCUUGUGACACAGACAACCUUGAAACAUCCUUUGAGUCCCCAGGUCAGGGCCCUAGCAACCCAUCAUCUCGACCCCAAAAUAAAGACCCCCAAAAGAAACUAAGUAUAAAUUUAGACAAAUUGCUAGCACAGAAAAAUCUCAGAGCUAAGGGUGCGUCUUUUUCCCCUGUUGUACGAGUCCGUGAGCUAACAGGUCCUGACCUUUCUGUAAGAGCUGAGUCUUCUUCAGAGUUAGAGGCAGGUACAGCAGAAAACCCGAGUGAGACUGACACACUACCAGCACAAGCACGUGAAGGUGCCAUUCCAAAGCGUCGUGGGGCAUCUCAUUCAAAUACAGUUCGUCCCCAAGAAGAAACACAUUUGGUUUUUAACAAGCCAACACUUCUGAAACAGAAGCGCUCAGUGAGUUCUGAAGAGAGGGUAAAUCGUGAGUCUCUUCAGGCAGUACCUGGUCCUUCCCAAGCUGCUGUACGUGACCUAAGUCUUUUGGAGGAGGAAGUGGAGGAGGAGGAGCAGGGAGAAGAGGGGGAGCAAGAAGAAGAGCAGGAAGAGGAGGGAGCUGACCAAGAAGAUGUGAGCUAUGAACCUAGAGGUUCUGACAUGAGUUUUGAUGGUGGGUCCUCUUGUCAGUCACUGAGUGCCCUAUCUGAACUGACCAACAGAGAAAUACCUGUAUUAGAAGAAACACAUGCUGAUGCACAGCCUAGGAAUGAAACACUCACUGUUUCUGGAGCAACUUCAGAUAAUGGUAGCAAUUCUCGUCAAGUGGCUACCAACCAUUCUCAAGUGAUUACACCGAACAUACAGCACAUUAGUCUGGUUGAUGAAAGCUAUGAGUCCAGUGGCUCUGAAGUGAAUUUUGAUGGUGAUGACUCACUCCCGUCAACUAGUCGCCGUCCCCCACAGCCUGUGGCAGUAGUAGUGCCCCUUCGUUUGGUUGACAAGAGCUAUGGAAGUGGUAGCUCUGAACCAUGUGAGGAUUCUGGGUCCUCAGCUGAUGAGACUCCAGCAGCAGCAGGACAGCAAAAUCCUGUGAACAACGCCCAUGCAAACCUGGUUGAUGAGAACUACGGGUCAAGUAGUUUCAGUUCUGACAGUGAUGCAGCUCUAGACCGUCCCCAGAUGCCUGUUCAAGAAAGAAGCCGAAGAGACAGAGCUGUCGAACAGGAAAAUGAAGACCAACCCGAUAGUGCUGAAGCACAUCCUGAACGUGACAGUUCUCUUGAGACAGUGGCUGAUGAACCCCAGAGAGAAACAGAAGAAAUAAAUCUUCCGAACCAGAAGAAUCCCAGCCUGGGGGAUAUGAACUGUGAGUCUCAUGGUCGUGAAGUGGGUUUUCAUGCUGAUGCUCAAUUAGAGGCUGAUCAAUCUCCAGUAAAUCCUGAGGAAGUAGAUCUUGACCUAGAAAAUCAGAGUAUUCACUCUGGCAUUUCUAAUCUAAGUUUUGAUUCCCAUGCUUCUUAUCAGUCAGCUAAUGAUCAACCUCAAGGGGCUUGGGGUGAAGUAAAUCUUGAUGAGUUAAAUGUUGACAUGGAAGUUAAGAGCAAUGGGUGCUCCAGUUCUGAGUUGACAUUUGAUUCCGAUUCCCCUCUUCUGUCAGUUACUGAGAGGUCUCUGCUGGAUUUUGAAGGAUUAAACGAAGAUGACUUUAACCUGGAAGAUGAAAACUGUGUGUCAAGUAGUUCUGACAUAACCUUUGAUUCUGAUAUUCCCGAUGACUCAGUAGCUGACCAACCUCAAGUAGCUGUUUAUGAGGAGGAACCUGUUGGUCUGGAAAAUAAGAGUAAUGAAUCUUGUGUUUCUGGAAUAACAUUUGAUUCUGAUAUUCCUCUUCAUUCAGGAAAUGAUCACCCUGAAGUAGCUGUUAAAGAAGUAAUUCAGGAAGAAGAAAACGUUCACUUAGAAGGGAAGAAUGACAAACCCAGUGGUUCUGAAAUAUGUUUGGAUUCUAAUGCCCCUCUUCAUUCAGUGACUAAUUCUGAUGUAGCUGUUAAAAAGAUAAAUCCCCCCAAAGAAGAGCAGGUACAUGUAGAACAAAUUGAACAAAAGGAAAAUGAACCUACUGAUUCUGAAUUAAAUUUGGAUUGUAACUCUUUUAAUUCAAAGCCCGGAUGUUCUGAAGAUCCCAUUAUAUUACGUGUUUCUGAAGCAAGAUUCGAUUCUCGUGUCCCCUUUCAGUCAGUUAUUCGCAAAUGUGAAGUAGUUGUCAAAAAUGUGUGUCUUCAAAGAGAAAAGCAUGCUGCUGUAUUAACAAGUGAAAGCACGGAAUCUCAUUCUGAAAUAAGUUCAACUUCUGCUGCUUCUCAUCCAGUGCCAGAACCUUAUGUAGGUAAGAAAGCAAAGAGAAAGACAAAGCACCUUGAGGAAGUCAACAGUGAUGAUGAGUAUGGUGGCUCUCAGCCAACUCUCAAUUCUGAUGUUUUUCCUCGGUCAAUGACUGAAAAACCUCAACCAGCUGCUUUGAAAGAGGGCCAUGCUUACCCAAAAGAUGAAAGUACUGAGCUUAGAGGGGUGGAAGUAAAUCUGAAUACUGCUGCUAGUCUCAGUUCAGUCAUUAAUCAGCCUGGGUUAGCCUCAAAUGAAAACUCUGUUGAACUGAAAGACACAGAUGGCCAACCCAGUGACUCUAAAGCAAGUGUUGAUUCUACUGUCUAUUUUUACUCAUUGCCUACACAAGAGUUUGAUGUGAUUACAAAAAUGAGUGAGUGGAAGAAAGAGGCAAAGGUUCUUGAACAGAAGAUCAGUGAUCUUAUUUAUUCAAAAAUAAUACAUGACUCUAAUGUUUCUUUUCGUUCUGCAAUGGAUCAACUUGAACUAGCUCUGAAACAAAUAAAUCUUGAUAGUAAUGACCAAGUGUCCUCGGAAGAUAACAACCAAGAAACGAGUUCUGAAACAAAUUUGGAUUCUGGUUUCUCAGGCCAGGCAGUAGUUGAACCACCUGAAGUAACUGUUUUGGAGCCUGAACAUGUUGAACAAGAAGGUAGGAAUAAUGUGUCUUGUGAUGCUGAAGUAAGCAUUGAUUCUAAUGGCUCUGUCCAGUUAGAGGCUGAUCAGCGUAGUGAAAGUGGUGAAAACAGAAGUCGGAAGGAUACAGAUGGCACAGAAGGUAAGAAGGACGACGCUCAAGGUUUUGGAAGUACAUGUGAUUCUAAUGUCCCCCAGCCAUUGGCUGGCCAAAUUGAAGUAGUUCAGGAGAUCCACCAUUGGAAAGAUCAUGCUGAUUCAGAAGAUAAGAUUGUUGAAUCUAAUAACUCAAAAACAAACUUCCAUUCUGAUGAACCACUUCAGGCUGUGACUAAUGCAACACAAGAGCCUGUUCAAGAGAUAGCUUUACUGAGGGGACAUGCUAGUCCAAAUGGUAAUGACUGUGAGCCCUGUGUCUCUGGAAUAGUUCCUGGUACGAAUGUCAUUUUUUGCUCAGUGAUUCAGAAACCACAACGUUCGCAAAAAAGGUGUACCAGUUUGAAAGUAAACAGCAGUGAUCCUUGUGGUCCUGAAGUGAAUGUUGAUUCCCAUGAUGGUCCUGAACUGAGUUUUGAUUCUAAUGAUCCUUGUCAGUCGGUAGCAGGCCAUCUUCAAAAGCCUGUCAAGGAAAUGAACCUGAAGGAAGACCAUAUUUACCUGGAAGAUAAGAGCUACAAGCUAGUUGACUUUGAACCAACUUACGAUUCUGAUGAUCCAGUUCAAUAUGUGACAGUUCCAUCUGUGGAAGCUGUGUCUAUUAAAGAAGUAAACCUGCAAAAGGGGAAUCAUGACCUAGAAAAUGAGAACUUUCAGCCAUGUUGCUCUGAAGUAGCAUAUAAUUCUGCUAUUCAUCUGCAGUCAGAAGUUGACCCACCUCAAGUGACUUGUAAAGAAACAGACCUUGACAAGAAAGAGCUGGACACAGAAGACAAGGGCAGUGUAUCUUGUGUGCCUGAAAUGGUCUAUGAUUCUGAUGUCUCUUUUCAGAUAGUAGUUAACCAGAUUCAGACAUCAGAUGGAGAAACAGAUUCACCACAGGUGGUGUUUGUGGAUGUUGUGUCCAGUGAUAGUGAUUGUGACCGGGAAGUAAUUUCUGAUUCAAAUGUCCCUCUUCAGCUAGAGCCACCUCAAAUAACUGUCAAAGAAACCAGUGAUAUAAACACAGAUUCUCUUGGUUCUGCAGCAAAUGAAAAGUACUACUGCAAAUUCUGUGGUUGUCAUUAUGAAGCCUCUCAGUCAGUGACAAACCAAUCCAAGGAAAGUUUCAAAAUAAUAAACAGGAAGAAUGACUAUAUUAUCCUAGGAGAUUCCACUUGUCCAUCUUGUGGUCAUGAACUCAAUUUCAGUGUUGAGCCCUCUGAUCAGCCCACUACCUGCCAGGUACAAGAGCCUAAUGGUAAUUUUAUUGACCGAGGAAACAAGAACUAUGGUAAUAGUCAUAAAAGAAAAGUUAGUUGGAAAGAUACUACUCAGCCGAUGACUCACCAACUACAGGAAACUGGAGAAGCCAUCAGUCUUUGGAACGAUUCAAUAAAUAGAUUAAAAAGAGAUAGGAGCUGGGAAUCCAGCAGUGAGGUAGCAGACCACACUGCUUACGCAGUGUCAGUGAUCCGCCAAAUAGCUGGGAGGCACCACUCUUUGAAGUACUGGGAAUCUGAGCUAGAUUAUCAAUAUGAGUCUGACCUUGUCCAGCCUGAAGCUAAGAGGAAAGGCCAGGGUAAGAAAGUGACUUUUGACUUGAGAGUAACCAAGUAUGAAUAUCCACCAAACCCACUGUACGGAGAAGGAGAAGGAGAAGAGGUUGCAGAAGGUGAUCCUAAGGAAGUAGUUCAAGAAGCCUCACCUCAAGUUCAGGUUCCUCCGUCAUCUGUUGAAAAACCACGGUCUCAUGGGAAAGAAGAUGAUGUGAAAACAAACACAAAGGACUGUCAAGGUUAUUUCUACAGUUACUAUGAUGGUGGCUCUGAGACCAAGAAAAUUCCGGGUGAAGAAGAAAAGGCUACCACGUCUGAUCUUAAUCAGAACGCCACAUCAAUUCAAUGUGUUAAAGGUAAGGCUGAAGACACUGGUGACUUUUCAGUGGCCUCAGGUAAACGCUCUUGUUCCCCAGCAGAGGAGCUUCGUCAGCAGCCUGGGCAAGUGACUUCUCAAGAGCAGGUAGGAGGAGUAAGAUGUGGAACUCAAGCAAGUCCCGGGAAGAAAAGGAAAAUUAAGGAACAAGAAGAUGACUCACUAAAAAGGAAGUGUUUUUACCAUGUUGGCCACAGGAGAAAAAAAACCGCAACCAGGACAACUAAGUUACCUGAACCACAAACUAAAGUUUUAGAGCCUGUACAGCCGGAUUCCUUGGUCUAUAUUUUUUCUUCUCUAAGUAUGAAGGAAGAUCAGUCUUUGAACCCACCCAAAACAAAGCCUGGCAGUAACAGUGAUUUACGAUAUGUAUACAGUUGUAAAGAACAUACCUUUUCUGGCCCACGAGGUAAGAGAACUGUAAUUAAUCCUCCACAGAACCUAAUGGUACCAGAUGUUGGCAGACGUGACAUAGUUGGUGUUGAUCUUAAUAGGCGUGACCCGAGAACGUCCAAUGCAGGAGAGAACGGUGCCAAAAGACAAAACUUGGCUUCAACAUCUUCCAUGACAAUGCCGAAAAGAUCCGUGUUAAAGUUCCACAGGACCAGUCAAUCUUCUCUAAAAAAGUCAGAAGCUGCGGGUGCUACUCAAGUCCCAAAGGAUAAUUUCCAGGAGACUCUUUUAAAUCGUGAUGGUGCCAAAAAAUUUCCCAAAUCAGUUAAAAAGGAAGUUCUUGAAAGUAAAGUUCAAAGGAAAUUUUGGAAAAAGAAGAUGGUUUCUGAAAAUAAAUUAUGCCUCAUCAAAACUUAUAAAACAGUAGUUCUCCGGAAAAAAUCAAGACUAGCUUCAGAAAAGCUGGCUCUUUGGCUUCAGCUGAAAGCGACCGAUGUCGUCAGGAAGUAUGCCUCUAAAUGCCAUGGUGUUGUGAGCCGGAGGCGUCAAUCAAAGACUGUUCUUAUAAGAAUGCAACUGAAGAAGAAGAGAAUAGUUGCCCGGAAGAUAAAGGAAGCCAAGAGAGCAGCUGAAGAGCUUGCGCGCUCUCGCGCGCUCUCGCUCGCGCUCGCGCUUGCCGCGCGCCCCCCGCUUGCCGCGCGCCCCUCGGUUCUCCCAGCUGGUGCUGAAGAGCAGUUAAGCACUACUGCUGGACCUGCAGGGCCUGCUCAUCUUUCCAAUCCUGGAGGAAUAAAGCGCUACCGGAAAACUUACUACCGCAGAAGGAAGAAGCUUCUUCCCGUGAGAGAAUAUGACCUGAGAAGCUUGAGUUCCACACCAAAUACCGACAGGAUGGUGACGCGGCUUGCAAGCAAGUCGAAAAGUAAUGAGGCAAAAUAAAAGUGCGCGUCAUAGCAGAUGGUGAUCUCAGUUCUUCACUUGGAUGAACACAUUUGAGACUUGAAUGCACAUACUUUUCCCAGCUUUGGUGG
Apodemus sylvaticus (European woodmouse) is the source of this 7154-nucleotide messenger RNA. RefSeq names its product zinc finger DBF-type containing 2 (gene Zdbf2). Gene Ontology annotation, molecular function: zinc ion binding; nucleic acid binding. The record is from RefSeq and is a predicted model, not a curated record. Gene Ontology annotation, biological process: genomic imprinting; epigenetic programming of gene expression. Bases 1 to 7062 code for a protein of 2353 amino acids. NCBI's taxonomy places the organism in Eukaryota, Metazoa, Chordata, Mammalia, Rodentia, Muridae. The transcript is spliced from 4 exons.